AUGAGACGUUCUUUUCAGCCUCCAUAAAAUAUUAAGGGCUAUUAAUACAGCAAUAAUCUUGGAGAAGGUGCAAACGGAAUUGUGUGCAAAUAUAUCAAAGAUGGAAAGUCUUUCACUUUUAAGAUGUAAAAAUCAAGUGGAUCUUGUGUUUCUCUCACAAAUGAAUCAGUAUUUCUUCGUAAAAUGCAAGAAUAUAAUAAAUAAGCAAAGUAAGGAGAGUAAUUUGGUCAAUUUCCUAGACUACCAUAAUGGUAUGGUGAUGGCCAAUUUAAGAUUGAAAAUAAAUUAGAGAAAGGUGAAUUUCAAUCUGCAAUAACAGUAUCUUACAUAAUUUUAGAAUAUUUCGAGUAAACUUUAGAUGAAUACUAUAAAUUAAAAGUUAAUCUACUUGGCAUUGAAGGCUAGAUAUAGAUGUUGGAAGAAGUUGUACAUUUAAUAUAAAAUCUUCACGCAUAUAAUUAUGUUCAUUGCGACAUUAAGCCAGACAAUUUUAUGGUAAAAAAAGAUGAAAAAAAUGAAAAUCAUAUAUACCUGAUAGAUUUCGGACCAACACAUCAAUUUAAAUAAGAGUAAUUUGAUGAUAAGUAAAAGAUUAUGCUUAAAGGUACUCCUCUCACAGCAUCUAUACAUACGAUUCAAGGCUUAUACUCUAGUCAAGGGGAUGACUUAAUUUCUGCUCUCUAUUCAUUACUAAUUUUAAGUCUUGGAUAGAAAAUUCCUUGGCAUGACCUUUGUAUAUAAUUUGAUUAAGCUGAUAGAAAACACAAAUUUUAUGAUUUGAUCUAUAAUGAAAAAGUGAAGUUACAGCCUGAUCCAAAAAUAUAUGGAAAGUUCGAAAAUGCUUUGAUUAGUCAAAUUAAAAAUCUCGAAAAUUUAAGAUUAGAGGAACCUCUAAAGUAUACAACAUAGAUUGACUAUGAUUAGAUAAUUAAUGAAGUGAAGCUAGAAUGA
This is a messenger RNA of Stylonychia lemnae, 951 nucleotides long. The record is from the annotation of a GenBank genome assembly. Lineage: Eukaryota; Ciliophora; Spirotrichea; Sporadotrichida; Oxytrichidae.